AUGACAACGCCGGAAUUUGAGUUUCCAAAGAUCCAUGCGUUCCCACCACUUUAUACAAAACAACCGAACUCUACCAUUCUAUCACAGCAACUUGAAUCAUGGUGUAACAUUAUUCUACAAUAUUGUGAAUAUUACAAAAUAACAACAUUAACAAUCGAAGGACUACCGAAACAUUCUCAAUUAUUAGUGGACGUUACAUCACUUCCUCGAUUAUUCGAAAACAAGACCAUUAGCAGACAAGUCAAUCAUGAUUUCAAAUCUCUAAUUCUUUCUACAUUAAUUCAUAAAAACAAAAAAGCUGAAUAUAUAAAUCCAAAGAAACCGGAAUUAGGUAUUUUCAUAUAUUGGAGAUCUCUUGUUGAUUGGGGUGAUUUGUUAUAUAGUCAUAUAGAUGAUACUGGUCAAUUAGGAACAAUUUUGACAAUUUAUGAGUUGACAAAGAGUGAAGAUGGUGGGUUACCUGAGAGUUUAAAGAAUUUAGAUCAGGAAUUUUUGAUUAAGAUUGUUAAAGGACAUUUAAUGAAAUUGGGUAAAGCCCAAAUAUUAAUGGAUGAGAAUAAUGAGAUUGGAGGGGUGAAGAUUGUAUAG
Molecule: messenger RNA, 588 nt
Organism: Hemisphaericaspora subhashii
Lineage: Eukaryota; Fungi; Ascomycota; Pichiomycetes; Serinales; Debaryomycetaceae
Product: ESCRT-II subunit protein
Exons: 1
Coding region: 1-588 (195 amino acids)
Biological process (GO): protein transport to vacuole involved in ubiquitin-dependent protein catabolic process via the multivesicular body sorting pathway
Cellular component (GO): ESCRT II complex
Molecular function (GO): protein homodimerization activity; structural molecule activity
Source: RefSeq, a predicted model, not a curated record